CAGUUAGAUACACAGGCACAUCGAUCUUAAACUGCCAAUUUCGAUUAUAGCCCAUGCAUUAAAUUCGGAAUUUUCCAAAAGAAGAACACUUAUUCUGGCAGUCCUAGUAUCCACCGUAUAUUUUAGAUAUGUGUUUCUUUGGCCUUGUUUCGCAGUUCCUGUUCUUCGUUUACGGCACCAUGGGACCGGCCUGGCAAACCUAUAAGACUCUGAACAGCGGAGACGAGGAGUUCCUGGCCUGGGCCAAAUACUGGAUAGUUUACGCCUUCCUGGUCACCUUCGAGGUGCUGGCGGACGUCUUCCUCUCCUGGCUGCCGCUCUACAUGCCCACCAAGUUGCUCCUGGUCGUGUGGAUCGUGCUGUCCGCUCCGGCCGCCAAUGUCUGGAUAUUCGACGCCAUCCUGCGUCCGGUGCUGGCAAAGCGGCAGGAGGAGAUCGAUCACUUCCUGCACCGGGGCAAGGAGAAGCUCCUGAUCGACGCCCUCGCUUCGAUGACACAGCUGGUGGCACAGACCCAAAUCUCUGUACUGCCUUUCGUGUCCAGCUUCUGGUCGAGAUCGAGCACUGCUCCCCUUAGGACUUCCGAUCUGUUGCAGGACUCCACUGGAGAAGGAAUUGGAGGCAGAACUUCCGAGGAUACUGACUCGGCCAACGUCUCUGUCCAAAAUCUGUCCAGUGGUUCCAGUCCCGUUGGCAGCUUAGAGCACCUCCGUGACGACUCUGAGGAGCUUCUGGUGGGCGUUUCGAAGGCCACCACGCACCUGCAGGCGGAGCAGUUCCAGAGCGACGUGUCGUCGGAAUCACCCAGGAUAAUUAAUCGCCGACCUCAGCGCAAGUUCAAGAAUGCCAUUGCUAUUGCCUCCGCCACCAAGCUGGAGGACCUCCAUGACGAUGUGGAGGAUCUGCUGGCCAAGACGGCGAUGGAGACCAGCGGCCAGGAAGUGCGUCAGCAGCGUCAACCGGCCAGCCGUCGCCGUCUUUUAGCACAAUCAUUUGUGAAACCUCAAACAGGUUUAUAGUUAUUUCAUUAAUUCAAAACAUAAAUUGGUUUUAGGCAUGGAUAGGUUUCAAGUUGUUUAAUUACUAGUGUUUUGGACUCGCAUUUUCUACUAUAGAUAGCUAUUCAACUAUGGCAUUCAGGAACGCCCUAGCUUUGCAAACUAACUCACCGAUACCGGACCUUUUGGCCAUCGCAGGAUGUUGGCCCGCAGACUCAUUUCGACGACAUCCCUCUUUACGGCGUACAAUCGGCACAGGGAAACGGUGGUGAAGUUUUCGUCCGCACUCAGGCACUCGAUGUUUGUGAACUUGGCAACUCCUUGGACCUGAAGUGA
Drosophila melanogaster (fruit fly) is the source of this 1334-nucleotide messenger RNA. RefSeq lists its product as uncharacterized. The transcript has a single exon. The record is from RefSeq and is marked reviewed. Lineage: Eukaryota; Metazoa; Arthropoda; Insecta; Diptera; Drosophilidae. Bases 129 to 1019 code for a protein of 296 amino acids. Gene Ontology annotation, cellular component: membrane.